AUGGCUAGCCUUCGGUCACAUGCUCCCAUUCCUCGAGCUCUCCAAAGCCUUAGCCGAAAAAGGCCACAGAAUCUCCUUCAUCACCACCCCAAGAAACCUCCGAAGACUCCCCAAACUCCCCUCACAGCUCUCAGACCUCAUCGACCUCAUCCCUCUCCGUCUCCCGCCGACCAAGGGCCUGCGAGAGGGCGCCGAGGCCACGGCCGACCUCCCGCUCGAAGAAGUCCCGUACCUCAAGAAAGCCCUCGACUCUCUCGAGCAACCCUUUCGCCAAUUCAUCGAACGGGCCUCCCCAAAGCCCGAUUGGAUAGUUCAGGACUUCAUCCAGCACUGGAUACCCGAAAUCGGCGCAGAGGCCGGCGUGCCGACCAUCCAUCUGUCCAUUUUCUCGACGGGCUUUUACGUCUUCAGUGGACGAUCCCCUUCCCUUCGAACCUCUGCUACCGGCUACACGAGGCACGAAGGCUCUUCAGCGACAGCUUUACUUCGAACGCAUCGGGCAUCUCCGACUUCCAAAGGAUCAAGCUCGUGCUGGAUGGCUGCAAGGCGGUGGCUAUUCGGAGCAGCAUGGAACUGGAACCCGAAUGGUUGGAGCUGCUUCCGAAGCUUUAUGACAAGCCCGUCAUUCCCAUAGGUCUACUUCCGCCUCCGACGACAACCAUGGAAGGAAGCCGUGGAAGCGGAGGAAACGACAUCCUCGAUUGGCUUAGCGAGCAGAGAUCGAGGUCCGUAGUAUUCGUCGCUCUCGGAACUGAAGUUGCCCUGAGCUCGGAGAUGCUGCACCAAUUAGCUCUUGGACUUGAGAUAUCCAAAGUGCCAUUCGUAUGGGCGUUCAGAAAGCCCGCUGGUUCGCUGAACCACGAAGGCUUACUGCCCGAGGGGUUCGAAGAGAGGUGCAAGAGGUACGGGAUUGUCGCCAGGGGAUGGGUGCCGCAAUUGAAGAUACUGGCUCAUGAAUCUGUUGGAGGAUUCUUGACGCACUGCGGAUGGGGUUCGGUGGUGGAGAGCCUCCAUUUCGGACUCCCGCUUGUUAUGCUGCCUAUAUCCGUCGAUCAGGGGAUCAAUGCGCGGAUGAUUAUAGAGAAAGGGAUAUCGGUUGAGAUCGAACGAAAUGAGGAGGAUGGGUCGUUCACGAAGGAGGCGGUGGCGAAGGCGCUGAGGGGGGUGGUGGUGGAGGGAGAAAAAUAUAGAAAGAGAGCCGGAGGAUUGAAAGAUGUUUUCACUGAUAAAGAUCGGCAGGAGAAGUACGUGAAUGCGUUUGUUCGGUAUCUGCAUGAAUUAUGA
Asparagus officinalis (garden asparagus) is the source of this 1284-nucleotide messenger RNA. Its product is annotated as putative UDP-rhamnose:rhamnosyltransferase 1. Gene Ontology annotation, molecular function: UDP-glycosyltransferase activity. The record is from RefSeq and is a predicted model, not a curated record. The transcript has a single exon. The coding region runs from base 1 to 1284 and encodes 427 amino acids. Lineage: Eukaryota; Viridiplantae; Streptophyta; Magnoliopsida; Asparagales; Asparagaceae.